Diachasmimorpha longicaudata is the source of this 1089-nucleotide messenger RNA. RefSeq lists its product as uncharacterized. Lineage: Eukaryota; Metazoa; Arthropoda; Insecta; Hymenoptera; Braconidae. The transcript has 4 exons. Bases 526 to 951 code for a protein of 141 amino acids. The record is from RefSeq and is a predicted model, not a curated record.
CACUCGAGUGCCCCCUGUUGUUGAGGCCCCGGAUCUCCACCAACACAAACACUUGUUCCUGUGUCCAUCGGUUGUAUUAACGUGUUGGUGAUUUUCCUGCCUGAAAAUGAGUUAAACAACUGGAAUUACAACAAUAGAAUCCCUUCGAAAGAUUGCCGAUAAUCAUCGAAAUGGGGUCAUUCGAAUGGAUCAUGAAAAUCGAUUCCCAUUGACUCAACAGGUUUAACAUUUAUCAUCCAUCAAGUGUACAACAUUGCAAAUAUUGAAGGAAGAAAUGAUUCACUGAAAUAUCAUUAUGGAAACCUUCAAAAUUUGGCCUCCCCGCUCUUUAUCCUCUCCCCUCCACCAAUUUGAACGUUUAUCUCUGAUAAAACGGUAUAUUUUCGAUGUGUUCGGUCGACAAGUGGCUGUACCAUACGUGGUAGAAGUUGCGUAGUCUCCCAGCGUGUCCACCAGUUACAACUUGAACGCUGACGUGUAACAUUCCCUGGAGGAAGCACUAAAAUCAAAUUGUUCAUCUUCAGGAUGUGGCGAGCACUGUGGAUUCUUCUAGCCCUCGGAUGCGCUAUCGCUUCGGGGGAGACAACUGGUGACGCUGACGAUGCCAGUGUUGAAGUGGAUCCUGGUGAGAAUAUCGAUGUUAAUAUUCCUGGAUUCGAUAAGAAAAUGCCAUCCCCCGCGGAAUUACUGAAGAUGCUGGACUCGAUGGACUUGUCCGAGGAAGAGAAGGAAAAUCUUCGAGAGAGUUUGUUGAAGAAUUCUGAGGGUUUCAAUAAUGUCGUGGAGGGUUCAGGGGGAUUUCUUCAUCAGGCACUUGUGCUCUUGUCGCUGCUCAGUGUUCUGGCACUUAUUUUUGGGUUCUUCGGGUACAAACUGUACAAGAGUCUUGUGGCGAAGGAACUCAAACGCGAGAUGAAGAGGAAACAGAAAGAGAUGAAGAAGAGAAAGUGAAGGUUCUGUUCUUGUUGAUUCAAUUCCAGAUAUAUUUUUUUAAUUUUGUGGGAUAAUAAUCAAGUGAGAAUUUUGGAGACUGUUGUUUGGAUGUGGAGUUUUUUGAGAGAGCAUUAAAAGAUUGUUUGUUAUUAAGUA